Macadamia integrifolia is the source of this 692-nucleotide messenger RNA. Its product is annotated as H/ACA ribonucleoprotein complex subunit 3-like protein. The record is from RefSeq and is a predicted model, not a curated record. Gene Ontology annotation, molecular function: box H/ACA snoRNA binding; telomerase RNA binding. Gene Ontology annotation, biological process: positive regulation of telomerase RNA localization to Cajal body; snRNA pseudouridine synthesis; rRNA pseudouridine synthesis. NCBI's taxonomy places the organism in Eukaryota, Viridiplantae, Streptophyta, Magnoliopsida, Proteales, Proteaceae. Gene Ontology annotation, cellular component: box H/ACA telomerase RNP complex; box H/ACA snoRNP complex. Bases 181 to 375 code for a protein of 64 amino acids. The transcript is spliced from 4 exons.
GAGAGAGAGAGAGAGAGAGAGAGAGUAGGUUUAGACGGCAAAACACCAACGCUUCUGCAGCUUAUGUUAACACACACUUAAAUCCCUACUGCCGCCGUCUGGUAUUUGUGUGGCGAGGACGUUGCAGUAGCUUCUGGCAAACGAUCCAUUUUCGUUUGUUUGGUUUGAAGAUCUGUAACCAUGUAUCUUCAGUUUUACAUCAAUGAAAAUGGUGAUAAGGUUUACACUACCAAGAAAGAAUCACCACUUGAGCUGGCAACACAAUCUGCUCAUCCAGCUCGCUUCUCACCUGAUGACAAGUUCUCAAGGCAAAGAGUUCUUUUGAAGAAGCGUUUUGGAUUGCUGCCAACCCAGAAGCCACCACCAAAAUACUGAAUAUAUUCCAUGCUUUCAUCUGUUCUUGGCAUCCCCCAAUUUGAAGUACCCCAAAUUUCAGAAUUUCACUAUCAGCAGUAGAAGUGUUUUUGUUCAUUUCAUAGCUUUGUGACUUUAAUGCAGAAAACCCUGUAGUGUGUAAUGAAGGAUAUAAUAGGUAUUUAGAUGGAACAAUGGUUGACUGGAUGCAUUGAUGAGGCUACUGAUUGAAGAACUGUAAGCUCAUAUGAGUGGUAUUUAGAUGGAGACUGAUAAUUGACUAGGCACCUGAAUGAGAUUUCUUAUUUAAGAAUUUUAGCUUGAUCACUAGCUUCUCA